AUGGCUGAUGGCAUAAGUGCGCUAACCGAUGUCACUUGUGUUCCAGAAGUGUCGCCAUUAGACAAUUGCAACAGUACUUCCUCACUAGAAUCAGUUGGGAGGAAGAGAGGGGCAGAUUGGGUGGCGGCGUCUGGGCCAUCAGGGUCCAGAAGGCUGUGGGUGAAGGAGCGGGACCACCCUUGGUGGGACAAAAUGAACAGCCCGGACUGCCCGGAGGAAGUGUUUCGGCACGCGUUCCGCAUGUCGCGGGCCACGUUCGACGCGAUCUGCAAGGAGCUCGAUGCUGUCUCUAACCUGCUGAGCGGGGCCUUGCCCAUUCGCCAGCGCGUCGCUAUCUGCAUCUGGCACCUCGCCACAGGGGAGUCACUCCGGCUUGUGUCGAAGCGCUUCGGUGUCGGGAUCAGCACUUGCCACAAGCUUGUGCUCGAGGUCUGCAACAGCAUCAAGAGUGUGCUAAUGCCCAAGGUCGUGCAAUGGCCUGAGGCACCAGAGGCUUCUGGGAACGGGUCCGCCAAGUUCGAAGCCGUUUCAGGGAUCCCCAACGUGGUUGGUGUCAUGUACACCACCCACAUCCCCAUCAUAGCGCCCAAGGCCAAUGUCGCUGCCUACUUCAACCGCCGUCACACAAAGCGCAACCAGAAGACGUCCUACUCCAUCUCCGUGCAGGGCGUGGUGGACGCAGCCGGUGCCUUCACCGACGUCUGUAUCGGUUGGCCUGGUUCCAUGUCCGAUGCCGAUGUGCUCGAGAGAUCUGCUCUGUGUGCGCAGCGUGGCGCGGCGGGCCGGCUCCAAGGCCAGUGGGUUGUUGGCGGUGCCGGCUACCCCCUCAUGGACUGGCUGCUCGUGCCCUACACAAAACGUAACAUGAUAUGGGCGCAGCACGUGUUCAAUGAGAGAUUGGAUGGCCUAUGUGCAGUGGCGCGGGACGCCUUCCAGCGGCUCAAGACACGCUGGGGAUGCCUUCAGAAGCGCUACGAGGUGAAGCUGCAGGACCUUCCCAUGGUGAUCGGCGCCUGCUGCGUGCUCCACAACAUUUGCGAGCGUGCCAACGAAGCUGUCGAUCCCGAGCUUGCAUUUCAGAUCUUCGACGAUGAUAUGGUGGCCGAGAACCCAGUGCGCUCCAUGGCAGCCAGCAGCGCCCGUGAUGCCAUUGCCCACAACCUACUGCAUCGCAGCAGCCACAAGCAGAACCCCGAAACAAGCUCUGCUUCAAAUCAAGACACAGAAGCACCAAACAGAUAUGCCAUUCCUGAAGAGGUGGAGUAG
Messenger RNA from Miscanthus lutarioriparius, 1266 nucleotides. NCBI's taxonomy places the organism in Eukaryota, Viridiplantae, Streptophyta, Magnoliopsida, Poales, Poaceae. The record is from the annotation of a GenBank genome assembly.